CAGUGUUUUUGGAAGUUCUGUAUGUACUUGUAUUUUGCCUUUUUGUUUGUAGUGGCAUGUUUCAAAAAUAUUAAUACAAUUUGUUUGUACAUCCAUUCUUUUUGCAUCUGAAUCAUCAUAAUAAUUUGUGUGUAACGAGCAGCAAGGUGAUGCUCACAGCUUCCCGUAGUUAGUCUAGUUUUCUAGUUACCCCUAAAUCGUGAUAUGUGAGUAGCCAUAGGUCGAUAAAUGGAAUGCUAAAGCCCUUCGCAAGGGAGUUCCAUUUAGUCCCGUUCCUGAGAGCGAUUUCCUUCUUUAGGGACCUUUCAUGCACUGAUUUUGUGUGAGCUUCAAUGGUCUCAAUUGCAAAACACUGUGUUUGUGUACAAAUCAUCAUGAUAAUUUGUGUUGAUAAUGCACAUGUGUUUCACCGUGUCAAUUGGAAACGACUUGUGUUUGAAUCUUUGUAAAUCUAUUAUCUUGGGUGAAAUUUUUGAAUAACUAACUCGUAUAUGUGUUUGCACCAUGCACGUGUUAUGGCAUAUGCAAACUGGAUAAGUUAAGGAUCUUCUUAGAAUGUUGGGUUUUUACUGAAGUAAAUAGGUGAUGCCAAAGCUAGGUAUAGUUGCUAAAGCAUGAAGUACUAUAAAAAUAUCAUGCAUAUACUAUGUGCUUGGGGGUUGUAUUUUCAUUCUAGCAGCUGCUCUGGGUUUUUACCAAAGCAUUAUGCUGCAAAUCGCAUUACCAUUAUUAUUCUAAUAGUGUGACUUGUAUGAAACUCUUUAGUAAUUUGUAAUUUUUGGCUUCAAAUUGAUGCUACGGCCACUUCAGCCUGUUUUAGUGCGUGUUUGUCUAUUCCUAAAAAGGUAUACGUUAGUAACUUGUUUUGCCAAGCAUACUUUUAAAACAUUUAUACCUUUGUCUGCAGCAGCUAGCUUUUGCUUUUCGCGUUCUUUUAAUGAUAGUUCAUUGGAAGUUCACUCUGAAGAGCAGGAAGUGAUAAUUGCUGUGGGAAGUAACGUGGGUGAUAGACUUCAUAAUUUUGAUGAAGCCUUGCAGCAGAUGAAGAAAUCUGGCAUCCAGAUUACUAGGCACGGUUGUUUAUAUGAGACUGAGCCUGCUUAUGUGACUGAUCAGCCUCGUUUUCUCAAUUCUGCAGUUAGAGGUGUUACAAAACUCCAACCUCAUGAAUUGUUAAAGGUUCUAAAGAAAAUCGAGAGGGACAUGGGUCGUACUGUUGGAAUUAGGUAUGGUCCAAGGCCAAUUGAUUUGGAUAUAUUGUUUUAUGGGAAUCACACGGUUAACACCGAUAUUCUUACAAUCCCGCAUGAAAGAAUUCAGGAGAGACCUUUUGUAAUGGCUCCGUUAGUUGAUCUAUUGGGAACUGAUAUAGAUGAUUAUACAAUUAAAUUGGAAAAUUUAUUUUCCAAACGUUCCGGUGGACUUUUUGAGACAUGGGAGAAACUAGGCGGCGAAUCACUCAUUGAAAAGGACGGGAUGGAAAGGGUCGUGCCUAUUGCAAAUCAGUUACGAAAUUUUUCGUCAAAAACCUCUAUUAUGGGUAUCCUUAACGUGACCCCGGAUAGUUUUAGCGAUGGGGGAAAGUAUUUAUCCACACAGUCGGCCGUUUCUCAGGUUCAACUGAUGCUAUCGGAAGGGGCGGAUAUUAUUGAUUUAGGUGCACAAUCAACCCGACCAAAGGCAUCCAAGCUAUCUGCUGAGGAAGAAUUGGACCGACUUAUCCCUGUCCUAGAAGCAGUCAAAAAUAUGCCCGAGAUGGAGGGAAAGCUUCUAUCUGUGGAUACAUUUUAUUCCCUGGUUGCUGCUGAAGCAGUCAGCAAAGGGGCUCAUCUUGUCAAUGAUGUGUCCAGUGGACAGCUUGACUCGAGCAUGCACAGUGUGGUUGCAACUCUCAAAGUUCCCUACAUUGCAAUGCAUAUGAGAGGCGAUCCAUCUACAAUGCAGAAUAGCGAGAAUCUGGAAUAUGAUGAUGUCUGUAAGGAAGUUGCACACGAGCUAUACACACGGGUUUUUGAUGCAGAGUUAUCAGGUAUACCGGCUUGGAGGAUUAUUAUUGAUCCCGGAAUUGGAUUCUCAAAGAAUACUGAACAAAAUUUGGACAUUCUUAUGGGAUUGCCAAUCAUUCGAUCUGAGAUUGCUAGGAGGAACUUUGCUGUGUCUCACGCUCCGUUAUUAAUAGGACCUUCGAGAAAGAGAUUCCUUGGUGAAGUAUGUGCGCGACCUGCAGCUGCCGAAAGAGAUCCAGCAACUAUUGCUGCAGUCACUACUGGGGUUCUGGGAGGUGCAAAUAUUGUACGUGUGCACAACGUUAAAUAUAAUCGAGAUGCUGUGAAGCUUUGUGAUGCAAUGAUGGACAGGAAGGGAUCUUACCCGUGUCAAGGAAAACGUUAACAACAUUAUUUUGUCUUUUCUUAGUACCUGUUUGGCGUGACUUUUGUUUCUUAUAGAAGAGUUUUUGGCGAAAGCUACCUUUAUUUUUGUUUGAAAACUAAUAUUUAAAAGAGUUUCCUAUUCCGAAUGUGCUUUUAGAGGAAACUAUAUUGGACCAACUUCCUCUAAAAACUCUUUUAACUAUUAGAAGUACUUCCGUUUAACCAAAUGGGUCCAAAAGUAAUUUUUGAAUUUCAAAAGCUCAUUUUGGCCCUUUAAAAGCCAUUCUAAACAGGUCCUCAGUACUUUACUACUAUUACAUCCAUGGCACUGAUAGCUUUAACAUUUAAUCACAAAGACGUGUAUGGUACACUUGAUUGGAUAGGAUUGUACAACAUAAUGAACACAAUCUCAACUUUUUUUUAGUAUUAA
Olea europaea var. sylvestris is the source of this 2802-nucleotide messenger RNA. RefSeq names its product folate synthesis bifunctional protein, mitochondrial-like. Gene Ontology annotation, biological process: tetrahydrofolate biosynthetic process. Bases 793 to 2391 code for a protein of 532 amino acids. The transcript has a single exon. Gene Ontology annotation, molecular function: 2-amino-4-hydroxy-6-hydroxymethyldihydropteridine diphosphokinase activity; dihydropteroate synthase activity. NCBI's taxonomy places the organism in Eukaryota, Viridiplantae, Streptophyta, Magnoliopsida, Lamiales, Oleaceae. The record is from RefSeq and is a predicted model, not a curated record.